AUGGCGUUCCGACGAGGACACAUUCGUUACUUAAAGGUGAGUUUAUCAGGUUUAUGUGUUUUAAAGUACAAAUUAAGAGAGUUUAUAUAUUAUAGUAUUUACAUUUAGUCCAAUGAAGGCGGACGGGCUUCAAGUUUAUUUGCAUCUGAAGUAGGAAAAUCAAAAUAAACCUUUUUAGAAAUCAGUGAUGCUGCAUUAACAGAAAUACUUUUAUAACCCAAGUACUGAAGUAGUGAAGCCUCUUCUUAAAAACAUCAACAAUCUCUCCGUCUAUGUUAUUGACUCUUUUUUUUACACCUGUAAUUGUUUGUCGAAUCUGUUAGUAGAACUCAUAGUAAACAGAGAUGAUUAUUGAUUGAGCUCACCUGACAGGUCAGAGACAUUACUUGUAUCUUGUAUUGCUCAUGUCCACACUUGUGUGCCUUUCUCGUGUGUGUGAUAUUCUUUUGUGUGUGUGUUACAGGUGUGUGAGGUGCAGUCAUCUCAGAAUGAUGUCGGGCCACACGCCACCAAAGGAGGAGUUGGAAAGGUAACGCUUCUCUCCGAUUGGAUGAACAACCAUCACAUAUAUCAUGUGGCUCUGGUGUUGGAUUGUGGCAGUCGUGUCAGGUGUGUAGAUGAAUGAGGUCAUAAAGGUGAGCUUGUGUGUGUUUCAGGAGCCGUAUGAUAAUGGGUAUGGCGAGCAGAUGAUGGAGGAUGAAGAUGCCAGAACAAACCUGAUCGUGAACUACCUCCCUCAGAGCAUGAGCCAGGAUGAGCUGAGGAGUCUGUUCAGCAGCGUAGGCGAGGUCGAGUCAGCCAAGCUGAUCCGGGACAAGGUGGCAGGUAAACACACCACAGUAUUCAUGUUGUACCAACGUAGUACUAAUCCUUACUAAAUCAAGACUAAUGUAGUACUAAUGCAGUAACAAUUGCACAGAUGAAGGCUACUGAGUGCAUUCAUUACAACACUAACCUGCACCUCAUCACUACUUCAUGCUCUCAUGUACUACUGCAGUACGACCCAGCACCAUAAUACUGCAGGGUGUUCUGCAGUAUUAUGGUGAUUUAAGAUGAGACUGAAUCGUAAUUUUUUGUUGGACUCAAUCAUAUGAACCAAAACACUACCUAGAUCUGAGGGUGGACCACGAAGCGAGCUCAGUCAUACCCAGUCUUUCCUAAAGUAAGCUGGCCUGACUAAGUCUAACCCCCAGUUUCCACCACAUCCUGAACGUCAACGAAAAGGUCAUAUCCGCCGAUCGAAACCAUUCAAGUUAACGUGUCAAUUUCCACCGGGUUCUUUCCGUUCCUCUGCGGAUCGCACGAAUUCUGUUUUUCUGGACGCCGGAGCAUGCCGGAUAAAUUUAGCACAGAUUAACCCGUGCUGGAAAGGAAGUCAGGCACAGACACAGAAUUGCGCAAUUGAACGUGUAUCCACUGAUUCUUCUGAGCUCCCAUGAUUACUGUAUGUAAUCCGCCACGAAAUUCGCCUCACAAUUGGCAGACAGCAAAAAUCAACGCCGUUCCAGAUGCGGUGGAAAUUCGGGGUAAAGCUCCAGGUUAAGAUGUCAGGCUCUACAAAGCUGGUUAUAAACCCCCCUGUCAACCUGAGAUUUCUUCUUGGGCAAAUUCACAUUUAAGGGAGCAUUCAGUGCAUCACUGAAGUCAACAAACGCUAACGCAUUUCAUUGAUCUGCUGAAAUUAAGAGGGCAUCAAUUAAAUUAAUUAAUUAAUGAAUUAAACUCAUCGAAGUAGUCUGAAUGCAAAGACCGGUUUGUGUGAUAAGAUACCUACUAGGAGCUGAUCCGUAUUGUUUACUCAGGGCUGAUACCAAGUUUUAGAAGAGGAUGAGAAUGAUAAGUGAUAUCUGAAACUCUGCAAGCAUUGACAGUAAAAAUAUAAAUUCUGCUGCUUUCCAUCUUGACUGUAACUCUAAAUACAAUCAGGGUCUGUUACUGUGGUUACCGUUUCAUCCAGAUCAGAAGUGAAGUAGCUUUGUGACACAGACAACUCUGAGUUCAGGUUCAGACCGAGUUUACCGUCGGAUCUCACUGCGUGGUUCACCCCUCCACUCUUUCUGAGAUGACAUUUAAGUGAAUCAGUGCAGACACAGUCAAACUGUAGUAUUAUCUGUGUACUGUCAGAAAGUAACACUCUAGUUCUGAUGUUGUACUGUCGUACUAAUACUUUAUGUAAAAAUACACACAGUCCAUCUCACAUUACUUACUCUGUAGCUGUAGUACAUGAAACAGUAGUAACAUCACUGUUGUAGUUGUUCUGAUAAUAGCUGUAGUACUUUUUUUGUGCUGUGUACUGUCUUUUCUGCAGCUGUUUUUUUUAUUUCUUUAUUUUUUUUCCAUGAGCAGCUGAAUUAAAAAAAUAUUCUGUUUUUUUUUUUUCUUUUCUUUUUUUUUUUUUUAAAGAAUGUGAUUUUGACUGAAAACCUUUUUACCGUUUGUUGUUAUUUUUUAUUUUUCAUACCAGGUGUAAAGGCCACUGUUUCACAGGUAUCUGAUGGUCAUUUAUUCAACUGUACAGAGCAGAUAUCAGUAGGGAUGUAACAAUAUCAUCGGUGUCACAGUAUCAUGUGACCAAGUGUCCCCAUGACUUGAUACGUGUCCCUGUAUUAAGAUGUAAAAAAUUAAAAACAUAGCAGACAGCUGGGUUAGUGGUGAAAAAGAGAGAGACUGUUGAUGCUACAAAAAUGACGUGAAUACGUCGCAGUUUCACAGCGUCAAGAAAGUGGACAGGAUGAUCGAAAAACAAAGAUAAUAAUCCUUAAAACCUGGUCAUGUUCAGGACCCAGCUCUUCAUUUUAAAAACCUAAAAACCAAUCAGAUCUGAGCUUAUCAAUACUUCGGUUGAGUUUCAUAGGUUUCAAACCAUUAUAUCUUAUAUCAAGCAAUAAUUCAAUUAAGUUAGAAUCCACCUCAGGGGACACACACACACACACACACACACAAUUAUGUUCAUUAAUUUUUUUAUUGAAUAUUUGCUUUAAACAAUUUUCCAACUUAAAUCCAAAAUUGGUGACUUUAAAGUCAGGAUGUGAACUUCUUCCAUAAAAUUUUGUAAUAAAGUUGUAAUAGAAUUUUAACUUAAAUCUCAAAAUUCCGAGAACAGAUUCUGAACAUUGAGAUUUAAGUCAGAAUUCAGAUUUUUAUUUCAAAAUUUAGUUUCUUUUUCUUUUCUUAAUUCUGACCUUAAUCUCAGACAUUUUCUCAGAAUUCUCUGAAAAGAAAAUCAGGAUUCAAAAAUUAAAGUAAAAUUCCAGAUUUUAAUCUCAGAAUUCUGUUUUUUUUUUCUUUUUUUCAUUCUUAGAAAAAGUCAUAAUUCUUUGAAUGUCUUUUCUUGGGAUUUAGCUCUUUUUUUAAUGGGGUUAUCCUGAGUAAACGGUAAAUGGACUGUGUUUACAUUCACUCAGGGCGCGUUGGCGUCACAUUCACUCAUUCACACACUGAUGUCAGACGCUGCUCUGUAGAGAGUUCAUUAGUUCUGACUGAUUCACUCAGCACUGGAUGCAGUGAUAAAAUCGUAUCAUGGUCCAAAGGCGAUAUUAUUAUUAUCAUGUUGUGAUAUUUUGAUAUCAUUACAUCCCUAUAAUCACUUCUCUUUAUAUUUAAUAUGACUACUCUACAUUCUUCUUCCAGACAACAGAUCUUUAUGCUGUAAUUAUUUUACUGAAGCUACAAACUUUAAAUGUUGAUAUUUUUUUCUAUGACUGAGAUGAUCGUUUUGUUUUGAACAGUUCUUCAUGAUUCACUGAGACUCUGCUAAUGUUUUGUUUUCACCUGUAUUUUUUUUUCAGGAUUUUGAAAUGUUUGUGAAUUUUUAAUAACUGAUGUAUCAAAAAGUUCUUGUUCUGAACACAUCAGGAAAUCUGUCGACUCAACACAAUAAUGUAGUUUCCCCUCGAUGAACGCCUUUUUCAUCGCUGUGAAUUUAUAUACAGUUUAUACAUUAACAUUAUUUACAUCAGUGUAUUUAUUUGUUAAUGAGUAUAAAAGAGACUCUAACAUGAUGCACUGACCGUAACAUAAUGAGACCUUUUCUGACACUUAAUGAGAACAGUUUUGUAUUUUUGUUAAAGGGAUAUUCCGGCAUAAAAUUAAAUAAGGGUUAAUUAAUUAGUUAUAUCUAGUUAUACCAACUUUAGUAACGACCGCAGGAUAGCAAUACAGAGAGCCACGCCCUCAACCAAAACGCCACUCUAUAGCCACAGAUAAUGAUCAGAACAGCACCUAACUUCAUCAACAAGCAGCGAGAAGCAAGCGGUCGGCAACAUUCAUCUCUUGAGUGGGUGUCUAAAGGUCCUUUCACACCGGCCACGUUUUUUUCGUGCGAUUAUUUCGGACGUCAAUAUCUUUUUUCGAACCUGCAUCCUGUCAAUACAAGCGUACACAUCAGCGACGUGUUCCCGUCCUGCGAUAUUGCAGCAUUAAUUUUUUUCAGAUUCUGGUAGAUUUUUCUAAAAUUUCGCAUACUGUGUGUCCACUUCUGACCAAUCAGAUUGUUACGUUUUUCAGCAAUAAUUAAGUUUGGUUUCCUAAACCACAAGGAGUUUAUUUGUAAAACGACAUGCAAGCGAAAACACUCAGCAGUGUGCAAAUUCUGCUGUGCACAACUCACAGAAACAGCUGGUACGACUUCAAACUUUAACUGUCACCUCGAGAGGAAGCAUAAAGACAGGUAAGCUGACGGUUACCACACAGUAGUGUUGUUGUACUCGAGAUCGGUCUUGGUCUAGAGACCGGUCACCAGACUAUUUUUUGAGGGUCUUGGUGUCGUCUCGGAAUCGAAGGCAUUUUCACACGGCCUUGUCUUGGUCUCGGUUGGUGCAGUCUUGACUACAACACUCUAGAGUGGUGUUUUGGUUGAGGUUUGUUUAUGGCUCCUCAAUCCGCUGUGUAUCUCUAUCCUGCGGUCGUUACUAAAGUUGGUAUAACCAGAGAAGUAAGCGGUCGUCAACAUUCAUCUCUGGAGGGGGGGUCUAACUCGGUGUUAUGGUGGGUUUGACCCUAAAUUAAUUUUACGCUUGAAUAUCCCUUUAAAUUGAUCUCAGUUAUGCGGUAGAGCCGCAUAGACCACAGUGAGAAACAAUCCCAACAGGACUAUAAAAUGAGGUUUACUUUUAGAAUUAAACAAGAGUGGAUCUCUCACUGAUUAAAGUCAGUGUGCUUAAGGAGGAGGUCUGGAUUUCUGUUCAUUUCGAAGUCCAAGAAUAAAAAGAAAAUUAAAAAAAAAUUUAAAUAAAGGUCUCUCUCGUAUUUGAGUUUUAUAACUCGUUUCUACCUGGUCGUGGGGUCUCUUGGUUUGUUCAGAACAACAGUCUGUUUUCGAACACUGUGAAGAGCUCGCUGUGUUUCAUGUUGGUCAGUAUGUUGAUUUCCAGAAUGUGUGGCUUCUGUAACGGAGAGUUUGUUAUUUUAUUUUGUUGUUUUCCUUUGUGUUUCUCUAGGCCACAGUUUAGGUUACGGCUUUGUUAACUUUGUUAACCCUAGUGAUGCAGAGAGGGCUAUCAGUACCCUCAAUGGCCUGAGGCUACAGUCUAAAACUAUCAAGGUAAAGUGCAAAAGGUGCUCUUUGAUUUUACCUGUCUCAACUGAUAGAUGUGUUAUGUUCCCUGGACAGUAGAGGGCGCUCUCUCCUGCACACUGUCUGAUGGAUGAAGGUAUUUUCAAACCUCUGCUGUCAUGUUUCUUGUUUUUCUGACUCCCUAAAUUGCUCUCAGCCUGUUUUUUGAAGUCGACACUUGUUGACACUGAAUCUGUGAAUUUUCUUCAGUUCAGUGUGACGACGUGCCUAGCUUUUCUUUUCAUAAAUUUAUGCUUUUAUUUUGACAAGUGUGUAAUUUUCUGAGCCUGUUUUUUUAUUUAUUUUUCUGUUUGUUUCUUUUUCUUUUAGUUUUUUUUUUUUUUUUGACAAAUAUGGAAACUUUUUUUGAAUAUUUAAAGAUUUUUAAAUCUCUGGAUUUUAUUUAAAAGACUUGAUGUAAAUGCACUUGUAUUCUGUUCGGUGUUUUUAUGCUUUUAUUUUGGAACCGUCUGGUUAAGGCGACAGAGUGAGCACUUCCUGUUUCCUCCCCGUAGGUUUCGUUCGCACGGCCGAGUUCGGACAUGAUCAAAGAUGCUAACUUGUACAUCAGCGGGCUGCCGAGGAAUCUGAGCCAGACGGACCUGGAGGACAUGUUUGCUCGCUUUGGGCGCAUUAUCAACUCCAGAGUGCUGGUUGACCAGGCUUCAGGUACUGCACAUGCUCAGUAACCAUGCACUCAUCUGAGCACUUACAUCCCUCUUGUUAGGUUACUCACGGGUAAUGUCAUUGGCUGUUCAGGUCUAUCCAGGGGCGUGGCUUUUAUCCGCUUUGAUAAGAGGUCCGAAGCCGAAGACGCUGUCAAACACCUAAACGGCCACACCCCUCCUGGAAACUCGGAGCCAAUCACAGUCAAGUUUGCUGCCAACCCCAAUCAGGCCAGAAACUCCCAGAUGAUGUCACAGAUGUACCAUGGCCAAUCACGGCGCUACGGAGGACCCGUCCAUCACCAGGCCCAGAGGUUCAGGUAGGUUUAACCAGUGAGCUGAGGCGGGCCACACAGUUGGAGAGAUGCUGCAAUCUGAUUGGCUGUUAACCACAUGUGUUUGUCCAGGUUUUCUCCGAUGAGUGUGGAUCACAUGAGUGGAGGGGGCGGAGUCUCAGGAAACAAUUCCACUGGUUGGUGCAUCUUCAUCUAUAACCUGGGCCAGGACGCCGACGAGGCCAUCCUGUGGCAGAUGUUCGGGCCAUUCGGCGCCGUCAUCAACGUGAAAGUGAUCCGAGAUUUCAACACCAACAAGUGUAAAGGGUUUGGCUUUGUAACCAUGACGAACUACGAGGAGGCGGCCAUGGCGAUCCACAGUCUGAAUGGAUACCGACUUGGAGACAAAGUUCUGCAGGUGUCCUUCAAGACCAGCAAGGGACACAAGUAG
Xyrichtys novacula (pearly razorfish) is the source of this 6945-nucleotide messenger RNA. The record is from the annotation of a GenBank genome assembly. NCBI's taxonomy places the organism in Eukaryota, Metazoa, Chordata, Actinopteri, Labriformes, Labridae.